AUGGCGGCCAACCAAACCGAGCAGACGAUGUUUGAGGGGGAGCUCAUGCCCCAGCCAGAGCGUGACGUCUUCCUGGUCAUCGGCUGGCUACUGGUCAUCAACGGCGUCUUCGGCAACGUCGUCAUCAUCGUGACCUUGUUCACGUGCAAGAGCCUGAGGUCAGUCCACCACCUGUUCAUUGGGAACCUGGCUGUGGCUGAUCUCAUUAUAGAGGGCUACUUCGCCACUUUCUUCUUGGUGGACAUUAGCAUCGGGUAUCACCCAGUUGUAGAUAUGACCAACUGCAUCAUUAACGGCUACAUUGUUGUCGUCUGCUACAUGUGCAGCCUAUGGACCCUGGUGAGCAUCAGCUUCAACCGUUACCUCCACAUCUGCCACAACUCCAUCUUCAAGGCGCUGUUCUCAGACUCACGGACCAAGGGUCAUCUGGUGCUUGUCUGGGUGUGGGCAGGUAUCGUAUCCCUGCCACCUGUGCUAGGGUGGGGCCGCUACAGCUACGACCCCAAGACUCACUACUGUGGAUUCGAUCGCCUGUCCAGUCGCUCCUUCACCAUAGUGCUAGCCACGUCCAGUGUCGCCCUGCCCUGUCUUCUCGUCUGCUACUUUAACUUCGCCAUCUACAGAUACGUCAGGUCUGCAGGUAAACGAAUACAGAACUGGGAUGUUUGUCUGAAGCGGCGUGUAUCCAAGUCAGACAUCAACAUGAUGAAGUCUCUCUUCGUCGUCUUCGUCUGUCUGGCCGUCUUCAUGACGCCCUACAUGAUGUCCCUGCUCAUCGACACGGACAACAGCUGGCCGUCCACGGCGCACGUGGCCUGCACCUGCACGUCCAUCCUCAACAGCAGCAUCAACUGGCUGUUGUAUGGUCUCAUGAACCACCACUUUAGGCACGGUUAUAAGGAGCUGCUGGAUGGCAGCAUCAACUGGCUGCUGUAUGGUCUCAUGAACCACCACUUUAGGCACGGUUAUAAGGAGCUGCUGGAUGGAUUUCUCCGACUCGUCGGUCUAAAGACUCGAGAGAGUACCGAGGGCAGCGAGUUGAAGCAGAAGCAGGAGAACACGCUAGAGAGUACGUGUUGA
Molecule: messenger RNA, 1080 nt
Organism: Physella acuta
Lineage: Eukaryota; Metazoa; Mollusca; Gastropoda; Physidae
Product: melatonin receptor type 1A-like
Biological process (GO): G protein-coupled receptor signaling pathway
Cellular component (GO): membrane
Molecular function (GO): G protein-coupled receptor activity
Source: RefSeq, a predicted model, not a curated record